Molecule: messenger RNA, 306 nt
Organism: Sorex araneus (European shrew)
Lineage: Eukaryota; Metazoa; Chordata; Mammalia; Eulipotyphla; Soricidae
Gene: S100A3
Product: S100 calcium binding protein A3
Exons: 2
Coding region: 1-306 (101 amino acids)
Cellular component (GO): cytoplasm
Molecular function (GO): transition metal ion binding
Source: RefSeq, a predicted model, not a curated record
AUGACCCGGCCCCUGGAGAAGGCGGUGGCCGCCAUCGUGUGCACCUUCCAGGAGUACGCGGGGCGCUGCGGGGACAAGCACAAGCUGUGCAAGGCAGAGCUCAAGGAGCUGCUACAGAAGGAGCUGCCCACCUUGGGCCCGACAGAGCUUCAUGAGUGUGACUACAACAAGUUCCUGAGUGCCCUGGACACCAACAAGGACUGCGAGGUGGACUUCAUGGAGUAUAUGCGGGCGAUCGCCUGCCUCUGCGUCUACUGCCACGAGUACUUCAAGGGGUGCCCCCCAGAGCCCCCCUGUGCCCAGUAG